AGGCAUUAAAGUACUAAAUAUGGCUACUGCUGAUUUUCCAGAGUUGCAAACAGAAAACAGUAAAAGGCUUCCAGAACAUCUCUUAGCUAACUAUAAGAACACUAUCCAUGAGCACAGCCCAUAUUUUUAUUCUUUGGAGAAGAAUCAAGGGAAAAAUAAUGACUUUGCGGACAAUAAUUUUUCAGACCUUUCAGCAAUACUCACAAACAAAAUAGGAAAACAGUUUGGAAGCCCGCCAUCUAUAGACACCAAAGAGAAUGUGUAUUUGUCACCCCUUGUAACACAAAAUCAAGACAAUCGUUUCUACAUGCCAAAACAGCAAAACAUGACCCAGCAAGAUCAGCUGAUGAAACAACAGAUGGAGCAGCUGCAAAUAUUAAUAAAAGAGCAACAAAAAUUGAUUAACCUUAUACAUCCAGGUUUGAAUUUUCCACCUAAAUUGACUUCUCCACUAGUUCCGUUGAUGCCAAAUCAUGUGCCAAAGCACCCCAUUGGUGAAGAAAUGUCUGCAAAUAAUUCUGUAAAGCUUCUCAAUCAAGAAUGUUCCCAAACUGGCUCUGUAUUAGAACAACUUGUUGAAGAGAAUCAUCGUGAUUUCAUGAUGAUCUCUGACAUGGCAAGCAGUUCUACACAGAUUUCUGCUGAAGCUUCUAAAACCCUUUAUCUUGUAGAAAAAGAGAAGAAUGAAGAACCUUCUACACAGACUCCCCUUUCCCCCUUUGGAAUAAGGCUGAAAACUAAAAAUCAUGAAGAGAGACCCCUUAGACCUGGAAUUGGUGUAAAACAAAAAACAUUUGAAGAAUUCGUCGAAGAGCAGCUAAAAGCUGAUUCUGAAUUUGCACAGAAGAAACAAAGUACUGAGAGCACAUUUGAGCGUAAAGCUUCAUUCAGAAAAUCCUUCCUAAAGCGUGGAGAAGGUAUAACCAGAUUUGAAAAAAAGCCCAUCAACAUGGCCAAAGAAGAAAGAAAACACUCGUUACCAAAUGUAUCUAGAAGUGAAAGCUUUGACAGUAAACACCGUAAUUCUUUGCCAAGUAUACAUGGGGAAGUCAAAAGCUGUAAUCUCAGCAAAGAAAAACAAGCAUCUGAGGAAAAUACAAAUAUAACAUUAUCUGAUAUACCUGGUACCUCCGAUAUAAUGCACAGUUUGCAAAGAAAUGACAAAGGCAAAUGCUUGACAGAAGACCAAGAGUUUUCACAUGAUACUUUGCAGCAACAUACUAGAGUUUCCAGUGAAAUGGAGUUACAAUAUUCUAGCUACUACAACCCCACACUUAGCAAAACAGAGACUGCUUUAUCACUGCAUGAAACAAAUAAUGCUCACAAAAUUUCCAUAGCUGCACAGCCUGUGAGUCCAGAAUCUGUUGCAAAUCACGAGGUUAUCAAAGAAGAAAAAGAACCUGAAGAAAAUAAAAAAUUGAAUAGUAAAAAAAAUAGUACUCUCCACAAUGAUUUAUCUCUAGAACUUUUCAAGGAUACUGUCUUGGGCACUAUAAGUGAACAUAACAGUUGCUCUGCUUAUACAACAGAUUCUUCUGUUAAAACUGGGUUCAAGAAAUUGAAUGAUAAAAUUGUGCCAGCAGAUCCACUUGGAGACAUAAUGGAAGAACAAAAAUUUUCUGUUGGUACAGUGCAGCUAAAACGUGUUGAACCACUUAGUGAAACAGACAGUGUGGAAUCAAAUAGUGAUGAUGACCCAAAAUCGCCUUGUUACAAACUUAUAACUCAUGACAUACCCCAGAAACUGAACCAGGGUGACUGCCAUUUAGAUUUGUCUGACCCUGAUUAUGCCAGUGAUGAACCAAGUGGUGAGGAAGAUAAGAAACUUCAUUUGCCACAAAAAAAUAUGUUAAACCAUCAACAUCCAUCAGAGAGCUCCAGUGGUAGUGAGCACUGUAAAGAAACUUUUAGAAGAAGGGGGAACAAAGCAUUCUCGUCAUUUCGAAAACCUUCUUUUCGUCAGUUACGCAUGGUAAGGCAAGAAAAAGAACUGAAUAAAAAAGAAUGUGAUGAUAGCACAAAGCAAUCAGAACCAACUUUCCAGCCAUCUACUUGUGAUCUUGUAGCAAAUCUUUUUCCAGUAUUUAAAAUGAAGGCUGACAUACCAGAAUGUGUGGCACCAUUACAAAAAACAAGUGAAUCACAUAUAGAUAACCCUUUGCUAACAAAGAUGAAAGAAGAACAAGAAAAAGCAAUGGCGUUUCUAAGACAACAAAUUGAACACUUUGAGAAAGUAAAGGCAGAAGAGCUGAAAAAGAUGGAAGAAUUUAAAAGGGAAGAAAUGAAAAAACUCCAAAAAGAGAAAGAAGACUUAGAAAAACAAGCUGCUUUAGCAAAAAGUAUUAAGGAAAGUGAACAAAAUGAAGAGAUUCAGAUGCUAAAGCUGCAGAUUUCAGAACUACAAGGGGAAUUUCAUAGGCAUGAAUCACGUUGGUCUACUACGGAAAACCAACUAAAAACUCAGGUGGAAACAUUGACAAGGGAGAACCAAGAAUUGCGCAAAGAACUCAGAGCUGCUGAUAAUCAGUUUUUAGAGAUGCAGAACUACAAAUCUGAAUCUUUGGUUUCGCAAGCUAUUAUGAGAGGUACCUCUUCUUCCAUGGCUGACCAGAGAAUGGGACGUAAUGAACGUAAAAGUCGAAGCAGUACUCCUGUAGAGAGAAAGACGCUGUAUGACCUAUCUUAUGGGAAGCAACCAUUACCUGAAAACUCUGCUAAAGUUAACAACCUCAUAGAAAGACAUGAUAUAAUAAAACGAACAGGAACAAAUGGAGAUGCAUCAUCUGGUAGUUUUCAAAGCAGAAGCGGAACACCUACAGGCAGAAAGACACCAGUUCGAAGCAGAUUAACUCCGUUUGAACCUGAUAAGGUUACGGUAGUGUCUGCUGUUUCACAUAGGAAAUCACCAAUCCCUGCCUCACACCUCAGUGUAUUUAAGGAAUCCAAAAUAUCUACUCAAAUGAAAGGAAGAUCAUCAUCUUAUUCUGGCAGUUCGGAUGACGCUCCAGUUAGUAUUAUAAAGAAUCAAGAGUUACUGCACUCAUCACAAAGCAGAAACUUGGAAAGACAGGAAAGUGAGACUCCAAAUAUAAGAAAGAUGCAAGUGCAGCAGUCCUGGGAAAAGCAAGGAGUUAACACAAACAAAACAAGGAAACGCAGUGUGACUCCUAAUGGAAGGAAAACUCCUGUGGACUAUACCCAGUGCUCAGAAGUCAAGAGCUCUAAACCACGGUCCAUAUUAUCCAGAAAAUCAUCUAUACAUGUGGGAAACAAAAGUAGUGAAGAUGAGAGUAUCCAGGAAGAAACACAGUAUCCUGAUGGCAAGGUGGAGCAGUUGCUGUCAGAUGGACGUACAGUCAUUAGUUUUUCUAAUGGAACUAAAAAGGAAAUUAGUGCUGAUGGAAAAGCUACAACCGUAUUGUUCUUUAAUGGAGAUGUUAAGAAAAUGAUGCCAGAUCAAAGUGUAGUGUAUUAUUAUGCAGAGGCACAAACAACUCAUACAUCAUACCCUAGUGGUCUGGAAGUUCUACAGUUUCCUAAUAAACAAAUAGAAAAACACCAUCCUGAAGGUGUGAAAGAAAUUAUAUUUCCAGAUCGGACCAUAAAACUUCUUUACAAGGAUGGACGUGAAGAAACAACUUUUCCAGAUGGAACAAUUGUCAAAUUAGAAACGAAUGGAAUGAAAACUGUUAUAUUUCACAAUGGACAGAAAGAGAUUCAUACUGCUCAGUUUAAAAGGAGAGAAUAUCCAGAUGGGACUAUAAAAACUGUGUAUUCUAAUGGUCGACAAGAGACAAAAUAUUCCUCUGGACGUGUUCGGAUAAAAGACCAACAAGGAAAUAUUAUUCUUGAUAAAAAAUAAUGUUAUUGUGCAGUUGUGUAACUAAAUUUGUGUUGUAUCUGAAAUAUUUCCCAUACAACUCGAAAUAUAGCAUAUAUCUUUUGGCUUUGGAAUACAUUUUCCAGAAACAUUGAAAUAUAGUAUAGAUACUUUUGACAACAUUGCCACUAUAACGAAAUAUUAAUUUUAACUUUUAAGAGCAACGGCAGUUAAAUUUAGGGCAAUGUUAUCUGGCAUUUGAACCUGCUGGUUUGACUGAUCAACAUCAUAGCAUUAGUGAACUGUUGCCAUACCUCAGUGCUGCACAGACAAACACGGAUCAUGUAUAUACAGAAUUUUUAAAAAAAUGAUUCAUGUGCCUACUCAUCACUACAUACUAUAAGUAGGGGGUGCCCAAAAUGUAAAAUAGGAUCUACUGGUAGCUCUUGUACUUGUGACCAGUAGAUUAGAAAAGCAGCCAUAUCCCCAUAUAUUUAUUUAGAUGAUAAUUCUAGGGACUUAUUUUAUCCAGAUUUUUUUUUUUUAAACUGACAAUGUGCAAAUAAAGCAGGAAUAUAACUGGGCACCGGUAAAACUGAAACCUCGGCCUUCAACAAUAAUGACAAUUUAAUUAUUUAUUCUCUUUUCAGUUUUGUUACAUAUUUUUCACUUUAAAACUUGUGUCUGGGAGUCCGAGUACUGGCAUUGCCAUAUAAAAGUGUGUCAUACCUAUGAGACUUAGAUAGCGCUGAGGAUAUUAUUGAUACAUAUUUGUACUGUCCUGGAUGGCAGAUACAGAUGUCAGCUUGACAUUUAAGCCUUGUAUAGGGAGGGAACAUUAAAAUUGAACAAUAAAAGAAAGUGUUUACUGAACAUUUUAUUAUGAUACAGAAAUACUUAAUUUGAAGAAAUAAUUUCUACAUAGAUUUUAUAUUUAAAUAAACAUUUAUAUCCUUUAUAUGCAUCAUACUUGUUUACCGCCAAAAUUCAAAUUCAUGGUAGUUUUAAUGUUAAACCAUUUUUUAUAUAUAUUUUUUAUUAUUCUGCUAUGUUUUGUUUCAUCUUAGAGAUUUUGUGGAUGGCUUUGCUAAGCUAAAAUCAUUAUGUCAUGGAUAAAUGUAUUGUAUGAUCAUUUAUUUUGACACAAGGCAUUUGUAAUACAGUCUCAAUGUGUGUGGUUUUAUAAUGCAUUACAAAGUGAUUUGAGUUCCAAAAGUUGUAUGUACUAUAGAAAUAUGGAACUUGAAAAUGUA
Messenger RNA from Xenopus tropicalis (tropical clawed frog), 5073 nucleotides. It is a transcript of the gene tcp10l2, whose product is annotated as t-complex 10 like 2. Lineage: Eukaryota; Metazoa; Chordata; Amphibia; Anura; Pipidae. The record is from RefSeq and is a predicted model, not a curated record. Bases 20 to 3862 code for a protein of 1280 amino acids. The transcript has 19 exons.